AUGGCGGCCAGCUUCCGCGGCCGUCCUAUACGGAGUCUUCGGAUGCGAGGUCGGAAUGACAGCGGGGAGGAGAACGUACCGCUGGAUCUGACCCGAGAACCAUCAGAAAACUUCCGUGAAAUCCUUCAAAAUGUGGCCAAACCACAUGGAGUCAGUAACAUGCGAAAAUUGGGCCACCUGAACAACUUCAUAAAGCUGCUAUGCAGCAUUAGCCACCGGGAGGAAAACUUUGGGUAUACAUACGAAGAAAUCAUCAUUUGUCUGCGACUAGCUCUACUGAAUGAGGCUAAGGAAGUGCGUGCUGCAGGGUUGCGGGCGCUCCGCUACCUCAUUAGAGACACCGCCGUGCUGCAGAAGGUCCUCAGACUCCAGGUGGACUAUUUGAUAGCAAGAUGUAUUGACAUCCAGCAGAGCAAUGAGGGGGAGAGGACUCAGGCUCUGAGAUUAGUCAGAAAGAUUAUCACUGUCAACGCGAUGCUGUUCCCCUCCUCUGUGACCAACUCUCUCAUCGCCGUGGGCACCGAUGGACUCCAGGAGAGGGACCGCAUGGUCCGCGCAGCCAUCGCCAUCGUAUGUGAGCUCGCUCUGAAGAACCCAGAGGUGGUGGCCAAACGCGGAGGCCUCAGCACCAUCCUAAAGAGUGUGAUCGACUGUCAACUGAGUCGCAUCAACGAAGCGUUGAUCACCACCAUCCUCCAUCUACUCAACCACCCACGUACCCGUCAGUAUGUGCGUGUUGACGUCGAACUGGAGCAAAUCCUCGCUCCUUUCACAGAUUUUCACUACCGUCACAACGCAGACACGGCUGAAGGGCAGCUCAAGGAGGACAGAGAGGCCCGUUUCUUGUCUAGUAGAAUGGCCAUAGUGGCAGCCUUUCGCUCCUGGUCUGGAAUUAUCAACCUCUGCAAGGUUGGAAAUUCUGGAAUCCAAUCUUUAAUUGGCUUACUUUGCAUACCAAAUAUGGAAGUUAGAAAAGGCUUGUUGGAGGUGUUGUAUGAGAUAUUCAGGCUCCCUGUGCCCGUUGCAACUCAAGACUUCACGGAAGCUCUUCUAAGUGUUGACCCCGCCAGGUUCCAGGACACCUGGAGACUCUCUGAUGGGUUUCUUGCUGCUGAGGCCAAAGUCAUCUUACCCCAUCGAGCCCGCUCUAGGCCUGAUCUGAUGGACAACUACCUGGCAUUUGUUCUUUCUGCCUUCAUCUCCAGUGGGCUGUUGGAGGGUCUCGUUGAAGUUGUGACCAGUAGCGAUGAUCAGCUCGCUGUGAGAGCCACGAUCCUCUUGGGAGAACUCCUACACAUGGCAAACACCAUCCUUCCCCAUUCUCACAGUCACCACCUGCACUGCCUUCCCACCCUCAUCAACAUGGCAGCCUCCUUUGAUAUCGCACAGCAGAAACGACUUCGAGCAAGUGCAGCAGUCAACAAUCUUAAGUGUUUCCAUGAGAAGAAGAAGAAAGGUUUGAAACCACACAGUCUGUACCUGGACCACAUCAUCCGCAAGUCUGUGUCUUCACAUAGCCGCAGAGAGUCACACUCACGUGUCCACAGGGACAUCUAUGCCAUCAAGGACACAGAGGAAGCCCUGAUGCUGAACCUUAGAGACAGUCACAUUCUCAACCACAAGCAGAACCUGGAGUGGAACUGGUUGCUCAUUGCCACCAUCCUCAAGUGGCCACAUGUAAACCUCAGGAACAACAAAGAUGAACAUAUGCACAAGUUUGUGCGAAGGCUGCUGUACUUUUAUAAGCCCAGUAGUAAAUUGUACGGAGGGCUGGCGUUGGAUCACCCAAAGGCCAGACAGCUCACUGUGGUUGGCUGUCAAUUUAUCGAGUUCCUCAUGGAAUCAGAUGAGGAUGGCCAGGGUUACCUGGAGGACCUGGUGAAGGACAUGGUGUCAUGGCUCUCCUCGUCCUCGGGGCUGAAGCCUGAGCGCAGUCUGCAGAGCAACGGUCUGCUCACCACACUCAGCCAACACUACUUCCUCUUCCUGGGGACUCUCUCUGCACACCCGCAGGGAGUCAAACUGCUGGAGAAAUGUGGCCUGUUUCAGUGCCUGCUGAGUCUGUGCUCUGUGAAGAACCAGGAUUCUGUGCUGAAACUCACUGUAUCCACAUUGGACUACAGCAGAGACGGUCUGGCCAGAGUGAUCCUCUCCAAGAGCCUCACUGCGGCUACUGAUGCGUGCAGGCUGUAUGCCACCAAACACCUCCGCGUGCUGCUGCGUGCGAGCGUGGAGUUCUUCAGCAGCUGGGGAAUGGAGCUGCUGGUCACACAGCUUCACGACCACAGCAAGGCAGUGUCCAUCGAGGCCCUGGACAUACUGGACGAGGCCUGCGAGGACAAGGCCAACCUCCACGCUCUAAUCCAGCUGAAACCAGCUCUGUCCCACCUGGGAGACAAGGGCCUCCUGCUGCUCCUCAGAUUCCUCUCCAUUCCUAAGGGUUUCUCCUACCUCAAUGAGAGAGGUUACGUCAGCAAACAGCUGGACAAAUGGCAGAAGGAAUACAACCUUAAGUACGUGGACCUGAUAGAGGAGCAGCUCAACGAAGCACUAACGACCUACCGCAAACCUGUCGAUGGAGACAACUACGUCCGACGCAGCAACCAAAGUUUACAAAGACCAAAUGUCUAUCUCCCUGUGCACUUGUACGGUCAGCUGGUACACGAUAAGACGGGCUGUCAUCUUUUGGAGGCUCAGAGCGUCGUUCCUGACCUCAGCUAUACUGUUCGCUCCCCGAUGCUGGACACCUGGGAGGGCAUUAAACAGCUAAAGGCUGCUCUCUGGGCCCUGGGCAACAUUGGCUCUUCAAAUUGGGGACUGAAUCUCCUGCAGGAGGAGAACGUCAUUCCUGACAUCCUCACGUUGGCUCAGCACUGUGACGUGCUGUCAGUACGAGGGACGUGUCUUUAUGUGCUGGGUGUCAUCUCCAAGACCAGGCAGGGUUGUCAGGUGCUGAAGCAGUUUGGUUGGGAUUCGGUCCGACACAGUCGCAGGACGCUGUGGCCCGUCACUCCAGAAGAGGUCGAUGCCCAGCUGACCGCCGAACUCUGCUCAGUACCGAGCACGCUCAGUCUGAACUCCGAAUCCACGAGCUCGCGCCACAACAGCGAGAGCGAGUCUCAACCAAACAUGUACAUCCUGGACGAUGACAAGUGUGAUUUUCUGGACCAAACCGACGAGCCCUCUGUCGACCUACACUCCAAACCAGCCAAGGACCGCAGCCCCUUCACCAUCCUGGCCUCCACGCGCUUUGUUCGCACUCGCUUCCUCAACUCCCUUUCCCUCCCCAGCAAGAAGCUGCGCUCCACCAGUGACCACAAGAACUUAUCCGGCUCUCGCACAUCUACUGAACUCAAGCUGGGAAGUCUGAGGCGGAACCGGACGGUGACGGAGCCCUCCGUCUCCAGCCCGACCCAGGGGGUCGUCUUCACGCCGGCGUUUAAUGGCAGAGGAGUGCCGAAGAGUCCCACGGUCAGCCUGGAGACAUCCUUUGUUGGGACCAGGGGCGGCUCUGAGGAGCAGCUCGUGGACGGUGGGCUGGCCAGGGAAGGAGGCUCAGGCCUUGGACUCGGUGGUCUCGGAGGGCCCGGGGCCGUGGAGCACCCCGGCGGAGAGAGGGAGCAAAGCAGCCGAGAGCGUCUCGCGGGAGACGGCGGCUCCUCGUCUUGUGGAGGCAACGUGGGAGGCGGCGGAGGAGGCACUCAGUUUAAAAGCCGCAGCCAGAGCUUCAACACGGACACCACGACCAGCGGCAUCAGCUCCAUGAGCUCCAGUCCUUCCAGGGAGACUGUCGGAAACCCCGAGCAUCCCGAACCCGAACCCGACUCCUCUGACUGCGUGAGCCUCAACACGGUGGUGUCGGCCAAGACUGUCAAAACGCUCUCUCCUCUCACCCCCCAGGCUCCCAUCCCCCACACGUCCACGUCAAAGUCCUCAUCCGUCUCUUUGGCGCCGCCCGGCUCGUCGCACACUCUUCCCCGCCGAGCCCAGUCCUUCAAGUCUCCUUCAGUGACCACCAUCAAGAGCCUGGCUGACUGCAGCUUCAUGUACACCAGCCCACGGGACGCGCUGGGCUACGCGACGCUGAAGCGGCUCCAGCAGCAGAGGAUACACCCGUCUUUGUCUCACAGCGAAGCUUUGGCUUCGCCAGCCAAAGACGUGCUGUUCACCGACGCCAUCACCAUGAAGACCGGCAGCCUGGAUUCCAGAUUAACGCCUCGCAGGAUAUCAGAUAGGAGGGGUACCUGUCCAGAUCCCAGCGCCUUAACUCCGUACCGCAGGCUGUCCAGAACACUGGGACCGCGGUUUCUGAAGGCUCUUAGCUUUGCCUCUCUGGAGAAAGGGGAACUCCUAAGUCCAAUCAACCAAAGCACUCUGCACCGCUGCUCUUCAGUGCGCUCAAUGGUUUCUAGCGCCACCUAUGGGUGUAACGAUGACUACGUUGGCCUCGCACUGCCCAUGGACAUCAACGACAUGUUCCACAUCAGAGAAUCGGCUUACUUUCAGCAGAGGAUCAGCCCGCCGUCUGAAGAGCGAAAACGCUUCCUCUUUGGCGAUGGAGACGGUGAUCGCCCUGCUCUACCGUCACUGAAGCAACAGUUUAGCAUUUCUGAGCUGAUCGUGUGCCAAGGUGAUAACCAGAACCACCUGGUGGGUUCAGAGGAGACGGGGCUUCAGGAACACACGGAAGAAAACUGCCUCUACUGUGUAGGAGCCAGCGUGCUGGGAUACCCCACUCAGCCGCAGAUCAACAGCACACACCCUCAGACAGACUUUGUCGACUUCCCUUCAUGGGGAGGGCAGAGCGGCCAUCGUCUGGAGGUGAUGCCUCAGUCCAAGUUGUCUGGGGUGUCGGGCUGCAGCGAAGCUGCUGUGUCACAAGGCUCCAUCUGUAGCACGCCCACACCCGGAGACGUCGUCCUGGGCAAGGGAAUAUCAGAAGACGGCCCCGCCUCGCGAGUCCUGCUGAGGAAGGAGGUGCUCCGCCUCAUCAUCAACCUCAGCUCCUCUGUCGGGACCAAAGGCCACGAAACAGGACUGCUGACGAUAAAGGAGAAGUUUCCCAGUGCGUUUGAUGACAUCUGCUUGUACUCUGAGGUUUCCCACCUCUUAGCCCACUGUAUGUUUCGCCUGACGUCCAGACGUUUCAUACAGGAACUCUUCCAGGACGUGCAGUUCAUGCCUAUGUAUGAGGAAGCCGAGGCAAUCCUGACGAAGCUACCGAAACCCGUUGAAGAAGAUGGGGACCCUCCUGCAGAAUCCUGAUCAUCCUCUCCCUCGUGUUCCCUGCACAGCCUUUGACCUGCCACCCUACACACAUGGAAGAAACAGCCGAUAGAAUAUAAGUUAUAAGGUUGGGGAGGCGCCUGGCAUGUUUAUUUUGCUCAAAACAGAGUACCUUAGCCAAUGAAGAGGAGGAGGAGGUCAUUGCUGGCCUCUCUUGGAAACGGAGGAUGACGAUAUCUGCAAACUUAAUUUAACCCGACAUGCUGUUUAAGACCUUCAUUUUAAAACGGGAAUAAGGGGGAGCAGUUUAACCAAAUACUGUCUUCAGAUUGGUUGGCAAUCGUGAGCAACACUCAAUAACACAUCAACAUAAUGCUAAAGGUCAAGCGGGAUCAUUAACACAAAGACUCACGUGUAAGAAGAAGAAGAAGAAAAAAAAUAGAAAAUUCUAUCGACAGUUUAUCUCUUUCAGAAGUUUUUUUUUUCUUUCUGUAAUGAAAUAAGGCAUGUUGUUGUGUCUACCCAGUGAUUCCUCGGACCCCUGCGUUAUUUUUUCCUUAUGAAAUAAAACACUACAGAAGGGGUCCUGCUUUUUUUAAAAACCGUAUCCGGAGCCUCCCCGGUUCAUAUCCCACUCCGACUUGUGAUCUGUUCUCGCCAGAUGAUGUGCUUUUGCUUCUCUUGCCUCGACACUUCCUACAACCUGUAGCCUCUCUUCUGCACAGACAGCCAAUUACUUUUCUAUUUCUUGUAUCUCAGACAAUCAAACAUCACUAGUAUUGUAUUUUCUAACGCACUAUAUAUGCCACCCUUACACAGUACACGAGGAGCAUAGCAUGUCAUUCGAUGCUAGUUUAUGCCAUCCUUCACUUGUCGAGGACCUUUAAUUUUUUUCUUUCGCCAUUGCAUUACUGUUAAACUUCUCAGAAGUCGGGUCGAUCAUUUGGAAAGAUGCUCAGUUGUGCACGUUAUCUGUAGAAUGAUUCAUGACAGAUUUAGUACCAAACUCUGCUGACAGACGUCUGUGAAACCUUCAUUCGCCCAGCAGCGCCCCGGCUCUAUCCCUUCUUUCCUCUGUGCUUCACUUCCACUGCAUGUGCAACACGCAUGGCAAAGUUGUAAUGUCAUCUUAAUGUGUUUCUUGCUUGUAAAACUUUUUUAAAUAGAUUUUUUAAAAAUAGGUUGCCAUUACAUUGUAGGAAUAUAAUUCCCCCCCGAGUCUGUUUCCACAAUGCAAUAUCACUGUCUGUCAUUGGCUGAGCUGGAGGAGGGGUCUUGUGAUGAUGACUAAAGGUUUUGUAAAAGGUUUCCAGGGAAACGGGGAUCUCCAUUUCCAUUGGCUUGUUUUUGCUAUAAUGCUGCUACACAAAUGGACUCGUAGAGAUGAUUUAUAGAUCAGCUGAGUAAUGUCAGAUCCGAUCUAUUUAUUAUAUGUCUGUACCAUAGAGUGAGCUCAACCAGAGAAGAAAAAAAGUUAUUUAUAUUUUUUCCUCAAGACUAUUAUAAUUUAAAGUUUGUUUUUAUCCUUUUUUUUGCUUGAAUCGUGGUUUCCGUUGUAUAAUGUGUACAGUAUGUUUUUGGGGGCAUUGAUGACCUCAAGAAACAUACAAUCCUAUCAAAGGGAUGCAUUGUUAAUAAAACAAAAUUUGAAAUACCCAAAA
This is a messenger RNA of Pseudoliparis swirei, 6887 nucleotides long. Its product is annotated as rapamycin-insensitive companion of mTOR-like. The record is from RefSeq and is a predicted model, not a curated record. The coding region runs from base 1 to 5265 and encodes 1754 amino acids. The transcript is spliced from 38 exons. NCBI's taxonomy places the organism in Eukaryota, Metazoa, Chordata, Actinopteri, Perciformes, Liparidae. Gene Ontology annotation, molecular function: protein serine/threonine kinase activator activity. Gene Ontology annotation, cellular component: TORC2 complex. Gene Ontology annotation, biological process: TORC2 signaling; positive regulation of phosphatidylinositol 3-kinase/protein kinase B signal transduction.